AUGUCGAAGGAAUUCAAUGUACCCUGUGUGGUUUUCCCUUCUGGCGGAAACCCCGGCCUCAAACAACGCCGUCCAAUGGUUCCGUUUCAGCCACGAACCACCAACCCCAUUUCUUUCAAGUCGUUCGACGUCGGAUCCGCCGCACCAACGCCAUUCGCAUCCUCCGAAUUCGGCUCGAUCAGCGGCAACGACAGUUCGAACACCACAGUGAUCGACGAACCGCCUCUUCUGGAAGAACUGGGGAUCAACACAAGACAAAUCUGGAGCAAAACAAGCUCGAUCCUAAACCCGGUACGCAUAAACCCGAACCUGCACGACGACGCCGAUCUAUCAGGACCGUUUCUGCUAUUAAUGGCUUUCGGAUUGUUCCAAUUACUGGCGGGGAAGAUUCAUUUCGGGAUAAUCUUAGGGUGGGUGACGGUGGCGGCGCUUUUCCUGUACGUUGUGUUCAACAUGCUGGCAGGGCGUCACGGCACUCUGGAUUUGCACAGGUGUGUGAGCUUGCUUGGCUAUUGCAUGCUUCCCAUGGUGAUUCUUUCGGUUCUCUCCUUGUUCCUUCCUCAAGCUGGUGUCGCCAUUUUCGUCAUCGCCGCCAUUUUUGUGAGCUGGUCCACCCGCGUUUGCACCAAGCUCCUCGUCGAAGUCGGCCGAUGGGAUGAACACCGUGGCCUCGUUGCUUACGCUUGCUUCCUCAUCUACUCCUUAUUUUCGCUCCUCAUCAUAUUCUAA
Neltuma alba is the source of this 729-nucleotide messenger RNA. Its product is annotated as protein YIPF5-like. The record is from RefSeq and is a predicted model, not a curated record. Bases 1 to 729 code for a protein of 242 amino acids. The transcript has a single exon. Gene Ontology annotation, biological process: endoplasmic reticulum to Golgi vesicle-mediated transport; vesicle fusion with Golgi apparatus. NCBI's taxonomy places the organism in Eukaryota, Viridiplantae, Streptophyta, Magnoliopsida, Fabales, Fabaceae. Gene Ontology annotation, cellular component: membrane; trans-Golgi network.